Molecule: messenger RNA, 1445 nt
Organism: Drosophila ananassae
Lineage: Eukaryota; Metazoa; Arthropoda; Insecta; Diptera; Drosophilidae
Product: cyprosin
Exons: 1
Coding region: 40-1173 (377 amino acids)
Biological process (GO): cell death; proteolysis
Cellular component (GO): lysosome
Molecular function (GO): aspartic-type endopeptidase activity
Source: RefSeq, a predicted model, not a curated record
CUCUUACCUAGCUCAGUUUACGGAAUAGGUCUGUCGAAGAUGCUUCGAAAUCUGAUUUUGCUGCUAGCCGGCAUAGCCUUUAUAUUGGCGUAUAAACCGGAACUUAGAGUGCGGCUCUAUGCCAGGGAAUCCUGGAUUUCCAGUGUGUUUCUGUCCGAAAACUCCACCAGAGGAUUAGAGAGUAUCCACUUGCGGUUGAAGAAUCGUCACAACGUGGAAUAUUUCGGCAACAUAUCCAUUGGAACUCCAAAACAGAAUUUUACAGUGAUCUUUGACACGGGUUCCUCGAACACAUGGUUUCCUUCCUCACAUUGCCCAAAAAGUAAUUUAGCUUGUCAAAUGCACAGGAGAUAUGAUUCCUCCAGAUCAAGUUCAUAUAUUCCGGAUGGUCGAAACUUUACAUUGUGGUACGGAGCUGGGAAUGUACAUGGCUAUCUGUCUCAGGAUACGGUUCAUUUUGCCGGAGCUAAGCUGCAAGGUUUGAUUUUCGGAGAGACCUUGAUUCAGCAGAACUUUGAAUUCCAUUCAGUGACAUUUGACGGAUUGGUUGGAUUAAGUUUAGGUGUUUUAGCAUGGAAAAAUUCAACGCCGUUUUUAAAAUUACUCUGUUCUCAGAAUUUAGUAGAGAAAUGCAUUUUCUCGGUUUACCUUCAACAAGCUUCAGCAAACGAAUCCAAAGGUGGUGAAAUUAUUUUCGGUGGCUUCGAUGAAUCGCGAUUUAAAGGCAACUUGCACUUUGUUCCGAUUACAAAUUCGAAUUAUUGGAAACUCAAAAUAUCCGAAGUGUUUGUGAAUAGUAAGAAAAUUAGUGGCGAAACGGAUGCACUUUUGGAUACGGGAACAACGCAAAUUUUAAUGCCCCAGAAAACUUAUGAUAAUUUACUUAAACUCUUACCGUUCGAAAUGGAAGGUGGUAAUUAUAUAUUAAGUUGCCAAAGUAAAAUAAUGCCAGAAGUAAAACUUGUGAUUGGCGGAAAGUCUUUUUAUUUAACACCCGAUGAUUACUUGGUGGAGGCGAACUAUGGGAAAAGAAACGGUUGCAUCACUAACUUCGCCCCAAUUAAACAAAAUUUCUGGGUUCUAGGCGAUAUUUUUUUAUGGCGCUAUUAUACGGUAUUCGAUGCAACGGCCAAAAGAAUUGGACUGGCCGAAGCGGUGAUAGACACUAAUUAAAUGUAUACGUUGAAGCAACAAACUCUUUGGCCAAUGGAAGUUUAUAGUUUCUUAGUAUUUUUAUGCACUUCAUAUGUUAUGAUUACUUUAUUGAUGUUUAUUAUGUUAUGAUGAUUUUAUUUUAAUAUAUGUAAUACUUGGUUUAUAUUUUAAAAGCAUUUUUAGCUCUAAAAUUUCCUUUAAAAAUUGCGCCAUCUCUUAUAAGUAUUUCUACUCUCGUUUAAAAUUGUGCCAAUAAAGAAACAUGUGUUUUUGAAGGUUCUUUAAGCUAA